AUGACCGCCUCUCCACGAGAAGCAGUGUCUCAAAACAAGAUGAACAAUGAAACUGCGCCUGGUUUGUCCAUUCGGGAUCUGCUGAUUCGAAACCCCGGGUUCGCUAUCCAUCCUCUUGAGUGGACCGCGCACCAUCUUGAGCUCGUGAACUGCCAUUUCCAGGAUGCCAGUGUACCCCCAGACGCCAAAACGCCUGUACACCAAGAGGACUCCAUCAAGAAACUGAAAGAUCUGCUCGAUGUUUACUGCUGGAGGUCCCAAUUGUUUAUCGACCUUCUCACCAAUGAGAGAAGCCCCUUCGAACAUAUGGAGUAUGUCGUACCCAUCUCGUCGCCCGUGUCAUCGGCCACAGAGGAAACCGUCGUCCCCACCGCGCCACUCGUUGUCGCCUUUCUGGAUUACGAUACUGUCAUACGGGCGCGUGAGCAGCGAUUUCCCUCAGGUGACUCAUGGACUCUGAACGAGCCAUCUCGGGAAUGGAACAAACGCAAACUUCGACUCUGCACGCCUAAGAUCUGGAACCGAGAUCCAUACCUCCUCUGCGUCAUGCUAGCUUUGGCACAGUACAAAUGGGUUUUAUUUGAAAGCGAACGCUAUCCUGUUCGUCUUGUUGUCCACACAUCCGAUGACAAGGUGAAUGCUCAUGUGUUCCAGGCCGACUUUCCCAUAGGUGUCGUCGACCAAAUGAUGACUCCUUCGACUAGAACGAACGACACCUGGCCUACGAUCUACCAUACCAAGAUCGCAUACGAGCCAUAUGGCACCUUCGCUGACCGCUUGACCUCGCACCUCCUGAAUGUCAACAUCCAGACAGCAGCUAAACGAGAUGAGGCGGGCAGCAAGACGGUUAAGUCAGAGCUUAGCAUUCGCACAGCUGCGUUGGUAUGA
Molecule: messenger RNA, 888 nt
Organism: Fusarium coffeatum
Lineage: Eukaryota; Fungi; Ascomycota; Sordariomycetes; Hypocreales; Nectriaceae
Exons: 3
Coding region: 1-888 (295 amino acids)
Source: RefSeq, a predicted model, not a curated record